GAAAAAGAUUCCACCACUACUAAACUUCUUACUUAAUUUUGUUUCAUUCGUUGAAACCUGAAAGCAUUAAUUAACCUAAGACUUGACCCUAAUGGAGUCGCCAACAGAUGCAGAAUUUGUCAACUUUGGGAAAUCUAUCAUCGUACCUAGUGUUCAAGAGUUAGCUAAGGACCCCAUCGCCAAAAUCCCACCUAGAUAUCUCCGCCCUCUUCAAGAACAACCUCACUCCAUCUCACCCAAUCAUCACCUUCCUUCUGUCCCCAUCAUCGAUCUUCAGAAACUUGCUGCUGGGGAUUUCGUUGACUCUGAACUUCAAAGACUGCACUCUGCUUGUAAGAAAUGGGGGUUCUUCCAGGUAGUGAACCAUAGUGUUAGUAUAUCAUUGUUGGAGGAUUUCAAGUUGGAGAUUGAAAAUUUCUUCAAACUACCUCAUGAAGAUAAGAAGCUUCUUUGGCAAAAACCAGAUAACCAUGAAGGGUUUGGUCAAUUGUUUGUAGUUUCAGAAGAUCAGAAGCUAGAUUGGUCAGAUAUGUUUUAUAUCACCACAUUGCCACACAAUCUUAGGAACAUUGAACUAUUUGAAAAGCUCCCCCUUAAGUUGAGGCAGGCCAUGGAAAUGUAUUCUAUUGAAGUGAAAAAUCUAGCUUUGAGGAUUUUAGAUUUCAUGGCUAGGGCCUUAAAUAUGGGCACCGAAGAAAUGAGAGAGCUUUUCAAUGAUGGGAUUCAAUCAAUGAGAAUUAAUUACUAUCCACCAUGCCCUGAACCAGAUAUGACCAUUGGUUUCAGUCCUCAUUCUGAUGCUGAUGCUUUGACGAUUCUCUUUCAGCUCAGUGAAACGGAAGGCCUUCAAGUCCGAAAAGAUGGAAAAUGGGUUUCCAUUAAGCCACUUCCCAAUGCUUUAGUAGUUAACAUUGGAGACAUCAUGGAGAUUUUCAGCAAUGGGAUAUAUCGUAGCAUUGAGCAUAGAGCAGUUGUAAACUCAACCAAAGAGAGGCUAUCAAUAGCAACUUUUUAUAGCUCCAAGUUAGACUCGGAAUUAGGCCCUGCACUUAGCCUUAUUGGUCCCAGUAACCCUGCAAUUUUUCGACGAGUCCCUUUGGAGAAAUACUUCAAGGAAUUUUUUGCUCGGAGACUAAAUGGCAAGUCUUACCUUGAUUUCAUGAGAAUUAAAACCGAGGAAGAAAAUGAAGAUUGUAAAAACAAAACUUGAUUCAUUAGCCAAUUAUCAGGAGAAACGUGGAUUGAAAUGUUAACAUAUUUACUUAAGAGUAAACAGACCCAUGACCAAGGUCGUCUCUAGUUCAAAUUUAUCAUAUAGCAUGUUCUUUUUAUCUCUAUAAGCUUAUUAUUGUAGUAUUAUUAUCACAUAUCGAUUAAAUGGCAACGCACACUGUUGUUACUGAUACUGGGAUCAUCUUGCUUCACUGCGAAACAAUAAACCAAGCCUGGUAUUUUUCCAUGGAGUGGAGUCACCAUUAAAGGGUUUAUGUUGGGGAGAAAAACCAUGGGAUAUACUUGAUAUCAUUGUUGAAACUGUUAGAUGUCAAACCGACUUCAAGGUCGGCUAAACAUGGAUAGCAAGGUGGCAAGAAGUUAGCAAUGCAAUAAUAGCAAAAGAUUAGCUUCACUUAAGCGUGUAAUAAGAAAAAAAAAAUAGCCCAAGUUUGUGUGGUGUGUAUAUGUGAAGAGUGCAUUAGCAUAGCAUAGUGUAAGAAAUAGAAGUGUGGGUGUUAAAGUAGAGAGGAAUAUUUACAGCAGACACAAAACAUUUGUAUUACUGUUGUGUAAUAGUUGCGUGAGUAAUAAAAUACUUGUUUAAAUCUUGAUUUCGUUUA
Molecule: messenger RNA, 1835 nt
Organism: Gossypium raimondii (Peruvian cotton)
Lineage: Eukaryota; Viridiplantae; Streptophyta; Magnoliopsida; Malvales; Malvaceae
Product: protein SRG1
Exons: 4
Coding region: 92-1210 (372 amino acids)
Source: RefSeq, a predicted model, not a curated record